Exophiala viscosa is the source of this 1666-nucleotide messenger RNA. RefSeq names its product translation initiation factor eIF-2 alpha subunit. Bases 248 to 1192 code for a protein of 314 amino acids. Gene Ontology annotation, biological process: translational initiation. The record is from RefSeq and is a predicted model, not a curated record. Gene Ontology annotation, molecular function: translation initiation factor activity; RNA binding; ribosome binding. NCBI's taxonomy places the organism in Eukaryota, Fungi, Ascomycota, Eurotiomycetes, Chaetothyriales, Herpotrichiellaceae. The transcript has 2 exons. Gene Ontology annotation, cellular component: eukaryotic translation initiation factor 2 complex; eukaryotic 48S preinitiation complex.
CAUUGUGAGGCAUGGACGUUUUGCACCGCGGAGGUGACAUCGUCUGCCACGCUUAUAGCGGCGUUUGGUUCUUCGGAUCGCUCUUGGCGUCUAAAAAGUUCCGGCGCAGGCAGUUCGCCGCACAUGAGACCAAUAGCGAGCGGCAUGAGUUUAGUUUGGUGGCAUUCAUCCAUUGUGCGGCCCUGAGAAGACUCAAUCACCAGCAUACUCAGGUUACCCGUGCGCGAAGCACUCAACAGUCCCCAUCAUGUCGACCGACGCAGAUUCCUUGACCAACUGUCGCUUCUAUGAAGAAAAAUACCCAGAAAUCGAAAGUUUCGUGAUGGUGAAUGUGAAGCAGAUAGCAGAAAUGGGCGCCUACGUCAAGCUGCUAGAAUAUGACAAUAUCGAUGGCAUGAUUCUCCUCUCAGAACUUUCUCGACGACGUAUAAGGUCAAUACAAAAGCUCAUCAGAAUUGGCCGGAAUGAAGUAGUGGUUGUGCUACGUGUGGACAAGGAGAAGGGUUAUAUCGACUUGUCGAAGCGAAGAGUCUCCGCCGAAGACAUUGUCCGCUGCGAAGAACGUUACAACAAGAGCAAAUCAGUCCACUCCAUCAUGCGACAUGUGGCUGAAAAGACGAAAACACCCAUACUGCAAUUGUAUGAACAGAUCGGUUGGCCGCUAAACAAGAAGUAUGGUCACGCCAACGACGCUUUCAAGCUGUCUAUCACAAACCCGGACGUUUGGAACGAUGCUACGUUCCCCAACGAUGUUGUCAAGGAGGAGCUGAUAUCAUACAUCAGCAAGAAGCUGACGCCUCAUCCUACGAAGGUCCGUGCCGACGUUGAAGUAACGUGCUUCAAGUAUGAUGGAAUCGACGCUGUAAAGGAUGCCCUCAGAAAAGCAGAAGCCAAAAACACCCCGGAGACACAGGUCAAGGUCAAGCUAGUUUCUCCACCUCACUAUGUCCUGACCAGUCAAUGCCUCGACAAAGGAUUGGGCAUUCAAUUACUGGAACAGGCUAUCAAAGACAUUGAGGAGACGAUCAAGGGAGCCGGUGGUGGUUGUGUGGUCAAGAUGGCUCCUAAGGCUGUGACAGAACAUGAUGAUGCAGAACUGCAGGCAUUGAUGGACAAGAGAGCGAAGGAGAAUGAGGAAGUGAGUGGUGAUGAAGAUAUCAGUGAAAGUGACGAAGCACCAGAAAUCGCAUGAGCAUCUAUGUCGAUUUGACGAUGACCAUGAAUCCCUGGCAAAAAGGAGGACCGCAAGAAGUAAAAGCACAGGAUUUGUGGACGAGAUCGCUAAAGCCUGGUAUCCUGCUUCCGGCGACAAACACCUUCACAAGGACAAGAGGUCCAGCAGCAUGCGGGAUGGGGUUCUGCCAGGGAGAACUCACGCUCGUCCUGGGUUCGGAUGACUUCGAUGCCUGCAUAAUACGGCGCUUGCAUGGUCACUGCUCACAACGUCUGAGGAUACAAACCUUGCUCAGAUCAUUUUGAUAGAUCACCAACAAGGCUGGGAUUGACAGGGGACUGUUUAAGGAUCUUGAGCCUAGAAAGGAACCGGGACAAGCCUUAUGCCAAGUUGGUCAUGUCGUAAUGCGGGGGCUUGAGAACCUGAUUUUCAGGACUCCAUUAACGUCAAAAGCACAAUUUUCGAUAAGGUCUCAUUUUCUCGGCGUUCUUA